Postia placenta MAD-698-R-SB12 is the source of this 7221-nucleotide messenger RNA. RefSeq lists its product as hypothetical. Gene Ontology annotation, biological process: proteolysis. The transcript is spliced from 29 exons. Lineage: Eukaryota; Fungi; Basidiomycota; Agaricomycetes; Polyporales; Adustoporiaceae. The coding region runs from base 1 to 7221 and encodes 2406 amino acids. The record is from RefSeq and is a predicted model, not a curated record. Gene Ontology annotation, molecular function: zinc ion binding; cysteine-type peptidase activity; oxidoreductase activity.
AUGACCACACGAGCAGCACUGGAUGCACAUGAACGCUUGCUGAGCGCUGAGAUCACCAAGGGUGGUGGAGGCGGUUACGAGAUGUUGUCCGCAGAGCUGGCGACAGACGCAGCAGGCACGACAGCGGUGAUAGUGCUAGUCCGUGAGAUGGAAGACUUGUCACCCUCGCAACAAAAACGACGCGGCCGCCCUCCUAAACGUUUUUGGAGCCGGGGGCGGCCUCGCAAGGCCGGCACUGCCCACCAAGACCACACGAAGGCCUCCAAAAGCGGAUUCUCUCAGUCCAAGCAAGGUCAGGCAACGCAACUUGACAACUCACUUCCCCCCGGUGCUGGAGUACCCCUCACACGCGAUGAAGAGAUGCGCAUGCGAUCCACGUCAUCCGUCCUCCUUGAUUGGUUUGGUCACCCCGGUGAUUCACCUCGGGAUGUUCGUGCCCACUCCUUUGCGGUACGAUGGCACCCGGUGAUGGUGCCAUCUGAAGAUGCCCUUACAGCGGCGCGAGAGGAGCGGCGCCCGGUCCUCCGUUGGGAAUACUAUUGCAGUGGCAUGCAUGAUCUGGUUGUUGAUGAUGAGGUAGCUGAAGGGGAAAAGAGAGAGUGGAGUGAUGCAGGCAGCGAGGAUGAGGUUUCCGAAAGAGGGAGGAGCAAGGCGGGGGACUUGAGAAGUGAAGAGUGGGAUGACAGAGCCUCCAGUGAUCAGCCGCUUGGUGGGGAUAGCCUGCACGAGCAGCACUCCAGUGAUGAUGAGCCAAAUGUAGAGGAAGGCCACCGUCGAGGAAGAUGGCAGCGAUGCACGCAUCGUGUACGACUCCAUGUGGAAGUAUGUGCCAAUGAUCUCGGUGUCGCCAAGAUUUGGAUGUUUGGCAAGCAUCGUGACGUCAGAACCUCCCAGCACCGUUAUCUGCAAUUCUCUCGGCGAAUACGCAAUCUCGCACAAGAACGCAUGCAGACAGUCGGUGCGAAGGUCAGCGCAGUUGCUAAAGUGCCCUCAUGGAGGUAUCCCAAUAAUGACCAGUUGCGUAACAUGCUGCGACCAGUGCGGCAACGUGAGACGUUGGACCGGAAUCCACUAUUUGCUGCCCACCUCCUGGUUGACCGAAACAGGGAUAGGAUGUAUUUCUACCAUCCUCAUGAUUUUCGUCAGCCAGACCCACUUUCGCCCUUCACGGUAGCUAUUGCCGAUUCUCAUUCACUCGACAGCAUAAUUCUCAAUGCUGGGCUGCGCGGUCUCGCAUUGGACUCCAGUUGGCGCAACAAGAAUGAAAACCGCGCAGCCAUGACACUUUUGAGCACGGUCAACGAUCACAAACAUGUUAUGCCAGGGGCGGUUUUAUUGUCCGCUAACGUGCAAACGGAAACACUUACAGAGUUCCUUCGUGUCACUCGGGACCGACUUAUUGCACGAGCGCAGGAGAUUGUCAAAGGUGCUUUGAUUGGAGAUGACCCAAGCACAAUUGAGGACCGUACACCAGGCGAACACGAGCGCAUCAAAAGACUCGCAGCUGAAAUUUUGGCCCAGGGGUUUUCUGUGUCGCACUUCAUGAUAGACAAGUCACUCGCAGAGCUGCACGCAAUCAAAAAAGCCCUCGUGCGGUGGGACUGUAAUGGUGGCCGUCGCUAUGAGCCUGACCUGCGCAUCAGUCCAGACUUGAAGUAUGGCAUUAUCAUCCUGUUCCGUACGCUACAGCGAUGUUGUUGUUUGGAAGACUGGCCAGGGGCAGAGCAGGCAUUCUUAGAUGGUGUGGAGGCUUUGGUGAUGGCGCAAAAAGGCAAAGCAGAUGCAACAUUAACAGUGCCAGCUAUCGUCCAGGGUACAAAGACAAGCCAGACACGCUCAAGCAAAGCUCCACAAGCCGUGGCACAUUUAACUGUAGCCAUGAAGCAACGCCAGUGGGAGUUCAUUCGAGACUACUUCAAGACCAACUGGUUUAUCGACGAAUGGAUUCAUAUAGGGCUACCAUCUACGCAAACUCGUGAUGGCACCUGGAACACAAACAACUGGGUGGAGAGUGCAUUCCGUGUUUUUGAUAGUGUAUUUCUAGAGCAUCGCGUGAAUAAACGUAUUGACCGAUUAGCGAGCAUCAUCCUCAAUGAUUACUUGCCCUUUUACCGAUUCUGGCAACCUGAGCACCGCGCGCUACCAGCCGAAGUUGUUCAAAUGAACCGCCUCGCACAUCUCAUCUGGGAAACACAAUCGGUCAUACAAACAGGCCCGCAUACAUAUGAUGUGAUAGUUCCUGCGCACAACGGUCAUCCAUCAGGCAAAUUCCCUAACAUCUCGCUGGAUCCUCUGUCAUGCUGGUGCCCUGAUUUUGUGCAAAGCGGCAAGCUUUGUGUCCAUUUAAAAGCUGCUAAUUUGUUGCGUCGAAAUGGCCCUAUUGCGGAAUGGCAUGAAAUGGAGUACCGAAACGAAAAGGGGCUUGUCGCAGGCCCUACAAGGAGGCACAUAUCAGGUGAAAAACAACGACAAAAAGAAUCAAAGCGGAAGAUGAAGAAGAAUAGGCAAGCGCAGAGGCCCAUGGUGUCUGACCGGCAUGUGAAUCAUGAGUUAUAUCACCUGCUCCGACAUCUGAAAAGAGCCAAUGAGCAAGCACAUCUCGAAACUCAACGUCGGGCAUAUGAGGCGAAGACUGGAGACAUAUAUUUACCUUUAUCCAAGCGGUUAGCUGGGCGACCAAAAAACAUGGCGCCUUUGGCACCUUUUCGUGUUCCGAUGUCUCGGAAAGCGCAAAACAAGGUUGCCGUUCCACGCUUUGCACGCAAACGGGGGGUUCCCAAGACAAACCGGAUGCAUAACAGCCUGUUCGCACUACAUACCCGCAUUCGUGAUGCUUGUCGUGCAUUCCGGAAGGAUUUGCGGCAGAGGGCAAUGUCACGCAGAGGAGCCUACCCGGCUCCUCCGCAAUGUGAAACCGAGAUGCACCAUGCUGCAAAUGCUGAUGUGGAAUCACACCAUAGCUCAGUGCAUACAGCUACAGCUAGCGCCCUUUUUAAACUCCCAUCGAACGACGGCCACUCCACCGAACCUGAGGCACUGUGGCCUGAAGAACAUGACAUACUAGCAGGCAACCUCAAACGUUGGGCGAGCGAUGACUACCGGUUACGUGCUGAUGAAUGCCAGUUGUUUGUCGACAUACUCAACCAGUCGCAUACUGCGCAGAUGCAAGGAAUUAUUUUUCUUUUGGCUCCACUUGAGAAUAUGGCCUUAAUCUUGCAAGGACUACAGCUGCCGGAGUUGCGCUCCCCUGAGGUGCUUAUGACGAUUCUCUGUCAAAAUCAGCUCUCUCACCUGGCUGAACUUGUCGAGAGUCGCACAAACCAGCUUGUUCGUCAACUUGUGUUUGUCAACCUACAUCAUGAACACUGGACUGUAUUCCGACAUUGGCUAAAUAUGAUCACCCCUGGCGCGGACAUUCUCGCCUACAACUCUCUGCCCUAUGCUUUGGACUUUGGUAUAGGAGACCAAGUGGCUGUACACCGUUUUAUCGCAAGCUUCAUGCCGCAACAUGAUAGGCCAUGUGAAGAGCAGUAUCACUCUAUAUCCACCAGCCUUCAGCGUGAUAGCUCCAGUUGUGGCUAUUGGGCACUGUUGACCAUGUUCAGCUUCCUGCUCAGCUUUGACUUGAAUUCCACAAUCUGCCGGGCGAUGACAGCAGCUGACGUGAAGGACCUCCUGGGUUCAAUUUACACUGCUUAUGUCGCUGACCACCAUGGGGUCACCACAGAGUUACUUCGCAACUUGUUUGCAAAUUUUGAAACUAACGUGAUGUGGGAGGAUUGGCCUACAAUUUUUUCUCCCCGCGCUGCUACGCAGGCUCGUGUCAGCCCGCGCACUUUGCAGGCUCGUGUCAGCCCACGUGCUUCGCAGUCUCAAAUCUCUACGGCACAAGACACAUCGGAUCCAAACAAGUCGCACUUUGCUCAGGCUCAUGUUCCACAAUCACCCCUGCGACUGGAAGCAGGAACCAGCGCAGAGGCGCCAAUAAGUACCCUAGAUCCCGAAGAGAAACUGUCACUCCUAUGCACAAACCCGAACACUGUAUGGUCAAUUGGCAGGCACCGAUUUCUUUCAUCUCGCAUCAAUUGGCUUCUCGAGGGCAAGGACCUCUCCGAUUUCGUCAUAGAACCAUAUCUCGAGUAUCGUCUCAGCGACCUUUUCAGUCACAUACCUGUCGCUGAGCGUACAUUCAUAGUGGCUGAUGCUCAGACUUGCCAUCAGCUGCGUAUGGCCCCCUUGAAUGGUACAGGCAUGGCGCCUCCCAAGAAGAGUGUUCAAUUGUGGUUCCCGCAGACUAAUAUCUUUGAGAAAACGUACCUUGUAAUCCCAUGGUAUUCGAAACUCAAGGACGAUGGACAUUGGUUCCUAGUGGUGGUGUAUAUGGCGAGGAUGUGUAUUGAGGUCUACGACAGCAUGCCAGCUGGGACAACCAAAUUGCGACGUGCGAGGGUUGCAUACAAGCGGGUCCGUAUGAUGCUGAUCUAUGAGCACAGAACACGCCUGCGGCAAGAGCUCAGCAGGCAAUGGGCGCCGAACCUAGAUGUUCAGGCCACUGUUCCUGUUCAGGGACCUGGAACUAGACAUUGUGGUGUAUAUGUGUUACGCUUCAUCGAGAUGGUUGUCAUGGGCCAGGAUCCUGCAGACGAGAAAUUCACCUUUACAGACGAUGAUGCCAUGGCAUUGCGUAAGUCCAUCGCUCUACGACUAGCAGAGGCCAUGCCCGAUGAAGACGUGGCGAAGGCGAUUGCACAGAGGCCAACAGGCCAACGCAGCUGCCCAUCAGAGGAAGAAGACGAUGUUGUAGUUGCAGAGACACCAAGAGCAUCUGUGGACCAGGCUUUGGUGGUACCGAUCAAAGCUGUCCAGGUAUCAGCCGCCAACCCAAUAUCAAAUGCAAAGACCCUACAGCCACCUGAACCGUCUGGGCGGUCAAGCCGUCCUGCAGUCCAGGUUGGCGAGUGGCGGGUAGUACAACUCCCGAAUGGACAGUUUGGCCCCGCGCAGAUCAUCAGGCUAGAUGAUAAGGAAGACGCGAUUCAUCUACGAGUGGCAACUGAGGUCAUUUGGAACCCAGACAAGGUGCCAUUACCUCAGUCGUUGCAAACAACGUGGUCAGGCUUGAGUCGCUCCUGGAACCACGGGAUGCCAAUGAGCCAGUUACUACCUAUCAUUUGGCCGCAUGGCCUGACACCAUACUUCCCCCGAAUUGUGACAAUGUCCCGUCGAACAGAGGAGCUGCGGUAUGCGUUGAUGAUGGUUAUCCCGGACUUGAAGUUGGUCUUCGACGGUCUGGAGUCACAUCCCGUCUUCACCCGUGUCAUUGAGGGUUUUCAAAGCCACUUUGGUUACGACAAGGACAGGGACAUUUACGACUCACGCCCAACUCUUGGUGAUGCUAGGCAGUACUACGAAGACGGCAUGCGAUACACCCUAAACGACCAUCCAGGCAACUUGCUUGACUAUACCGACGAGGCAGUGAUCGAGGAGUGUGCUAUACACCUCAUGGAUGUUUGCGCGCCGGAGUAUUCACUGCGCUGGGGGAAUCGUGUCCUCAUCUUCGGCGCUGGCCGCCUGAUGUUGGGAAUGCUAACAUUAGCGCACCAUACAGGUCUACCAAUCCAGCAGAUACCAUCAGCACUGAAGACAGGUCUCAUAUUUCGCCCUGUGUCUGACUUCGAGAGCAUUUGGCAGGCAUAUGUGAAGGUGAUGCCAUUGAACUUGGUGUACGACUUCGAAGACUCGCACCAAGUCGUGGUGCCCGGAGUGGAUUUGCCUGUAGCUCAGCUGAAGGCAGAGGCUACAGAAUUGUUACGGCAAGCGGAGGGCAAUCAAGAGGUGACAAUGGAGCAGCCUGUACAGCGUCUAUGCGGCUCCUCGUUGUACUUUGCAUCCUCUCUAUCCUUUGUCCCGGUGGGCUUAGGCACAUCAGAUCUAUUCAUUCAUAUGACGAGGGAGUGGAUGCCUUACGGAAUCGAAGUCGUGCCCAUUUUGCGGCCUCCUCUCACACAUGUUGCGAACUUUGCGGACUUCGGGAGGGAGAUCAGAGGUGUUCAUCCUGGUGCGAUUAGUCCAGAGCGAUUGCAGGGUAUUGAACGAUUGUUGUACAAGCACAGUCUCCUGCUCUUCAGGAAUGUGGACGUGACCCCCGAACAGCAAUAUGCAUUGGCAAAGGUCGACUUGCAGAAAUUCGAUCUGGAGAGCUUUGGGCACGGGAACAAGAAGAUCAAGAACGACAAGAAGUCCAUCUUGAACCCUACUCUCAAAUGUAUCUCGCGCAUGCCACAGGUGUACUUUGUCGCAAAUGGGACCGUGUACGACCACAAGGGCCUGCGAGAGCACAUGGACGCGGCGCUGUACGACCUGCUCCCGCCGAAGGUGACGACAUUAUAUGGGAUCAACGUGCCCCAGGGACCAAGGCAGAUUGUCCGGUACGACGAUGACACAGGCGAUGAGCUCGAGGUACCGCUCGCUGCGACGGCAUUCGUAUCGGGCAAGACAGUGUUCGAUAUCUUACCUCCAGAGCUGAAGAGCUUGGCGGUCAGGAGUAGGGUAAAGAACGCGCCGCAUCCGUAUACGUGGAUCUCGACUGCAAAGGCAAAAUCCACUGGGAGGGGCGUAGAAACGGAGGGACUCGAGAUGCCGUAUGACCAGCGCUCUGUGGUACUGUACAGGGCAAUCUCUGUGGAUGCCUCAGCCGGGCGUGCAGCUGAUCAAGGCAUGCGGGAAGGAGAUGAUGGAGCCCGUUCUGCAUGCCCUGAUGGCAGGGAUGAAUGGGCGAUCACAUCACAAAUGGCGGUGCUGAACAACGUUCUCGCGCAAGCUUGUGAAGGACGUCGGGUUGACAGAGGUGGAGGAGGGCCGCUACUCUUGCAGGUGGCGAGCCGCGUGCGGGAACCAAAGGUGAGGAAACAGGGAGGCGUCAUGCGCGGAACCUACCACCCGCUCGCAGGGCCCGAUUGCGGCGCCAAACUUGAGAAGGCGCGAGGGGGAGCGCGAUGCAUCGACAGCAUCCCGCUCUUCCCAGAGAACAAGGAGAUUGUCAGCGCAGGUCUCCACAGCGCACCACGCUGCGAAGGCCUUGAAGUCUUAACCACGAGAGUAGGCGAGGUCCGGGAGCUUACCACGACUUUGGUAGAACUUACGCCACCGGAACACACGCUCGGUGGGCUUGCAGCCGCGCAUUCGGCCGGGAGUGGGGACGCCUGGACGCACGGUCACUGA